Molecule: messenger RNA, 411 nt
Organism: Melampsora larici-populina 98AG31
Lineage: Eukaryota; Fungi; Basidiomycota; Pucciniomycetes; Pucciniales; Melampsoraceae
Exons: 5
Coding region: 1-411 (136 amino acids)
Source: RefSeq, a predicted model, not a curated record
AUGCACCACGUCUUCCUCAAGAUAUACUUCCUACUCUUUUCCCUAUGGAUUCAUGACAUUACAGCAGACGACGUAGUCAUUACCGCAGAUCGUGCGUGUGACGUAGGGUUUUCAAUCGGCACAAACAACCACGCAGAAUGUAGACUGACAUAUUGGAAGACCAAAGAAACAUUGAUUUAUAACUGCGAAUAUUCUAGUUGUUGGGCAGGCCCUCAUCAAUGGGUUCCAAUGUCGGGAUGUACACGUGAAUCAGACAAACACGUGAGUGCUCAACAGUGUGCGCAAUACAAGUACACCGGGCAGAAGAACGUUUAUACUUGUGACAACCCCGGAGGGGUAUCCUAUACAUGCACUUAUGACCCUUCCACUGCGCCAGUCAUGGCAUGUCUUAAAUGCAAACCAAAACACUGA